GGAUAAGAGGCAGUCAAGUUCUGACCUCCCUUCGUGCUUGCCCCCAAUACGCAGUGAGACAUCGGCGCGUUUAAUCCGAGCAGAGUCGGGAAGCAUGACGGACACGGAGCACCCAUUCCCUGUUCACCACUCAAUCGCGGCCCUCCCGCCCGACUCCAGGAUCAGACAGAUAUACCCUGAGGAUUUCUUCCCUAAUGGCGGCUACGUCCAGCUCCCGUAUGGCCGUACACGCUACUGGCUGCUAGGUCCCGAGGACGGCGUGAAGGUCGUCCUGAUCCACGGUCUCUCGACUCCGGGCGUGACCUGGAAGCACUUCGGGCCUUACCUCGCUGAGCGUGGGUUCAGGGUCCUGGUCUAUGACCUCUACGGGAAGGGCUACAGCGACGCGCCGAAGACGGCGUAUCAUGCCAACAUCUUCUGGGAGCAUGCCCAUAUCGCCGGGUUCUCCAUGGGAGGCGGUAUUACAGCUGCCUUCGCGGCCACAUUACCGCACUUGGUCUCGGGCAAGAUUGUAUUGAUGGCUUCUGCCGGAGUUCACGAGUCGCGCCUGCAGCCCCUGCAAGUCAGCAGCCCCAUUCCCCAGUAUCAAGAGCUCAUCAAGCUGCAGCACGAACUGCUCCCCGGCUACGCGGAGGGCGGCACGCUCGAUCCUUUGGUUGCGUACGCGGACGCGCUGGAGAUCAAUAAACGGAUCCCGCACGCGCAGUUGAUCACCAUUGAGGGCGCGGGGCAUGACUUUCCCAUCCACGAGAAGUACUGGGAGGUGGCUGUGAAGAAUAUCGCAGCGUUCCUCAGUACGUGAAUGUAGGUCUCAGCCUAAAGCUAUGUGUCUUAAGCUUCAUUAUGAUUGUACGAUAUGCCCAAAUGUGAAGAUUAUGUGCUGUAUGUAGCGACUCUAAAUGCAACAAGAUGGUACUACAUUAU
Messenger RNA from Fomitopsis serialis, 924 nucleotides. Its product is annotated as Alpha/Beta hydrolase protein. NCBI's taxonomy places the organism in Eukaryota, Fungi, Basidiomycota, Agaricomycetes, Polyporales, Fomitopsidaceae. The record is from RefSeq and is a predicted model, not a curated record. The transcript is spliced from 10 exons. Bases 95 to 802 code for a protein of 235 amino acids.